UCCCAUCUCAGGAACCUGGACAUGACCAGAAAGAUCUUCACAAACACCAGGGAGCGGUGGAGGCAGCAGAGUGUCAACAGCGCCUUCGCCAAGCUGAGGAAACUCAUCCCCACUCACCCUCCAGACAAGAAGCUGAGCAAAAAUGAAACGCUUCGCUUGGCAAUGAGGUAUAUCAACUUCUUGGUCAAGGUCUUGGGAGAGCAAAGCCUACAGCAAGCGGGAGUAGCUGCUCAGGGAAACAUUCUGGGGCUCUUUCCCCAAGAGCCCCACCUGCCAGACAUGGAUGAAAGACUUCUACUCAAAGACUAUGGAGUUGCUUCCCCUGGCCCCAGCCGUGAGGCUCCCUAGGGUGGCUAUGACUGUCAGUCACUGGGGCACUAUUGAAGAGUUCUGUGGUUGUGUGUGUGCUAUGCUAUGGAGAGGUGUGACGCAGGAAGUGAUGGGGACAGAAGCUGAGAGCCGCAAGGGGCUUGAGGAAUGUUGUUGCUCUAGCCUCAUUACCCCAGGACUUUAGGCAGAAGAACUUGCUCCGUGUAAGUGUGCGCGAGACGAUUGCAAAACAGCAAAACAACCGUUAAGUUUAAACCGCCGCCUUGCUCAUGAUUUCAGUAAUGAGGAUUUCCUUACACUGGAUCUCAGAGGAAUGAAUGAUGCUUGUUGCCCUCUGAAUAUAUUUAAAAGUUUGCUUUGAAAAAGGAGAUGUGUCUGAUUGAGGGUAAAUACAAGAAGCCUUAAGACUGAGGAAUGAAAUGGUAGCCACUGUGGAAAACCAACCCCAGAGAGGCAUGGGUCAUCUCUGGAGGGAUGUCCCUUUGGGCAAAGCAGUGAGGAUUCUGUGGGUGGAAAGGCUCCAUGUCCUUCGACCUCUAUAGACUCAUGAUAACCUACUUGGCUACAUAGUAAAUUUGAGGUCAACCCGGAAUACAUGAGAUCCAGCCUCAAAAGAGGAGGAGGUCAGGGGAGGGACAAAACACAGAUUUGUAAUGUUGACUUCGAAGUUGAGCCUCUGAAAUCAAAUAGUGGAUUUUAUUCAUUUGAAGAAAAACCCUGGUAAUUUAGGAGAUAGACUUCAAAUAAGUUUUCUUAUUAAAAAUGAGCUGGAAUGAGGGAGCAAACCCCUUAGUUUGACACAUUGGGUACUAAAACUAUUAAUGCAGCCUAAAUUCCUGCUGACUUAACAGUCCUGCACAAGUCAAUAAUUAUGAAAAACACAAAUGUUGGCAUUUCACAUUUUGCUGCGAGCAGACAAAAGAAAUAAGGGACCAGAUGCUAAUGAACUUGCUAAUGAACCAGUACAUUGAAGACCAGGGAGCAUUGGCUGGCUCUUAAGCUGGGGCGGGGUAGCACCCGGCAAACCAGUGGAAUAGUGUGGAUGCUCCAGUCCUCACUCCACACCAUUCUGUUCCUCAUGGAACUUGGAUUCAAUGAUGAACCCAGCAGUUGAGCCGUCAAAGGCAGAUGUCUAUAUCUGGGACAUUUUAUUUCCCCAGAGUUCUUUUGGCUUUAUGAUUGUCCAAUCAUAGGUGGGAGAGCUAUGGAUUGUGGUUAAGAAUUUACAGUGUCUACACAAUACAGAAUUUAAAUGUCCCUCUGGAAAGUAUUUUAUUCAUAGGUAACCACAUCAUUAAGGUCGAUUUAGCCAAUGCACUUGUAGCACAAUGGGUUUCCCUCUAAGUCCUUUGUUUAACCUCACUUGGUUCAUUUCCCCACAGAAACAGUUAGAGACAGGGAACCAUAGAGGCUGCUGGAGUCCUUCCUUCCACCCUAGAGAGUAUAUCGUUCGCACCAGCUGUGGGAGGUUCAAGCUUGUCCCCUAUUUACCAGGAAGUGGGACAUUUCUAAGUUUUAAUGGUAGUUGUCAGUUAAGUCCCACUGCCCUCACAUCUGGCAUUAAAUAAAGUACAUUUGACAGUGACUUUGUUUUUAAGGAUUUUUUUUUCCUCCAAUUUAUUACGUAUCAGUGCUCUACCUGCAGGCCAGAAGAGGGCACCAGAUCUCAUUACAGAUA
This is a messenger RNA of Microtus oregoni (creeping vole), 2008 nucleotides long. It is a transcript of the gene Tal2, whose product is annotated as TAL bHLH transcription factor 2. The transcript has a single exon. NCBI's taxonomy places the organism in Eukaryota, Metazoa, Chordata, Mammalia, Rodentia, Cricetidae. Bases 22 to 348 code for a protein of 108 amino acids. Gene Ontology annotation, molecular function: RNA polymerase II cis-regulatory region sequence-specific DNA binding; DNA-binding transcription factor activity, RNA polymerase II-specific; protein dimerization activity. The record is from RefSeq and is a predicted model, not a curated record. Gene Ontology annotation, biological process: regulation of transcription by RNA polymerase II.